Molecule: messenger RNA, 1419 nt
Organism: Mucor mucedo
Lineage: Eukaryota; Fungi; Mucoromycota; Mucoromycetes; Mucorales; Mucoraceae
Exons: 1
Coding region: 1-1419 (472 amino acids)
Source: RefSeq, a predicted model, not a curated record
AUGAUUUUAAGACCAUCAAAGAUAUUUGUGUCUUUUCAUCAGCUCCGGCAUUACUUUACUACAAAGAUAUCGGAGCUGGUGGCAACAUCUCACCAACAACCUUCAAAUACAGUUACUCGUUUAAACAAUUAUUCUACUACGCAACAGAGCAUCCUUUUCUUUUCAGAUAUUCAACGUUCUUUGAUUCAAAAGGCUUAUCAUUUUCAACAGCCCACGAAAAGAAAUCCACUUAAUGAUAAGCUUUUACUGAAAGUUAUUCAACAGCAUUUUCCCAUUGUCAAAGUGUUCUCUAACCCAACUUUACAUGGUCGUAGCAUGAUGACGGUAUAUCCCAGCCAACAGCUUCGUACUAUGAUGUCUACUUCCGGCGGAAGUGGAGGGGGAGCUACGUUUAUGACAUGGGGCCUUCCCCGCUCCGCUAUGGUUGGUGUUGGUAGAAGUAAUGGUUUUAAUGCGACCAGACAAUUUUCUACUACAAAGUCACCCACAUGCGUCACCUUUUUUCAAAAUACAGCACCACAACAACCCAACGUUUUUGCGCAUAUUUCUUCUCGUAUAUUCUCUCCUGCAGGCACCAAGAUGUCUCAACCACCAACAGCUGACGAAAAACCCAAGUUUGUCCCUUUUUAUUCAUUGGAAAAGGAUGUAUCUACCUCCGAUGAAGAGUCUAUUUGCUCUGCUGACUUUGGUUAUAACCGCAUGUUUCAACAUAAGGCUAACAAGGGCAUGGGAGACUUGGUCAAUAUUCAAGAAUGUAAAGCCGAAAAGAAAUUAUAUGUUGGACGUGAAACUGCUAAUACCCGUCGUAACAAGCGCUCAAUGAAGAAGUUAGAGUCAAUUGUUCGUCAUGACGAUGUAUCUGCUUCACACGGUAGCAGAAAACCCAUUGUCUCCAACAAAAGAAAGCUACAUUCCUCCGCAGCUAUCAGACAUGGUCGAAUUAAACACCCGCCGGACCGCCAAGAACCCAAGGCAAAUGCGUUUAUUUUAAUUGAUUUGGAUUCCACACCAUUUAUGUCUGGUUGGUCUACGCAAAGUUUAGAUUCCAACUUUAUUGAUUCUGUGGAAAUUAUAGCACACAACUAUCAGCUGCACAUCCAUCAUGUGUUAAAUUUGCUAGAUCGUCUAAGAUAUAGUGGUAAAAAAUUCAGGGUCGUAUCACGCAACUCUGAGUUACGUAUUUAUUUUCCAUCCUGUGCCAUCAUAAGAUCGAAAACCGAGGCCGUUGAGUUCUUGAAGAGAUUGAACGUUGAUCAAGACGAGGAGCAUUAUUCUAUCGUUGUGGAUAAUUGCGACGAAAACAAUGCUUCUGCAGAAAUAGACGCUGAUUAUUUCAAGGAUCUUCAAAUGUUUCUAGAUCGCACUGAUUAUUUAAUUGAAAAGAGUAGCUCUACUUUUAGUAGUCGUAAAACUAUUUAA